This is a messenger RNA of Spinacia oleracea (spinach), 2078 nucleotides long. Its product is annotated as putative cysteine-rich receptor-like protein kinase 31. Bases 66 to 2039 code for a protein of 657 amino acids. Gene Ontology annotation, cellular component: plasma membrane. Gene Ontology annotation, molecular function: protein serine/threonine kinase activity; ATP binding. Gene Ontology annotation, biological process: protein phosphorylation. The record is from RefSeq and is a predicted model, not a curated record. The transcript has 7 exons. Lineage: Eukaryota; Viridiplantae; Streptophyta; Magnoliopsida; Caryophyllales; Amaranthaceae.
AUUCAUAUUUAUAGACUACGAUUGUUGUCUUUACAAAGGAAUUUUUGUAGCCUAAAUCACAACAAAUGGAGUUACCAACUUUACUCUGCUUAGUCCUGUCAUUGAUCCUCAUUUCUUACCCAUCUAAAACUUCAGCCCAGUUUCAAUUCCUCCACAGCAAAUGUGGAAACAUAACUUACACCCCAAACAGCACUUACCAAUCAAACCUCAAAACAGUCCUCAAUUCUCUAUCCUCCAAUACUCAUAUCACCCAUGGCUACUACAACUUCACCGCAGGCCAAAACCUAGAUAAAGUCGAAGCCAUGGUUCUCUGCAGGGGUGAUGUCCCAGAAAAUACUUGCCAGCUUUGUAUCCGUAACUCGGUUGCUACCCUCCUGGUGCUAUGUCCUAAUGAAAAACAGGCAUUUGGAUAUACUGAAAAUUGCAUAAUAUUUUUUUCAAAUAACUCCACUUUUCAUACAGUUAGAGAUAGGCCAGUUUGGGCUCUAUGGAAUAAUGAGAACGUUUCUAAUAUCACGGGGAUAAAUAAUACGCUUACUUCCUUGAUGGGUACCUUGCAAAAUCAGGCUUCAUUAGGCAAUUCUGAGCUGAAAUAUGCUGCUGGAAAAAGUGAUCUUACUAGUACUAGUACAAAUCAAACACUGUAUGGGCUAGUUCAGUGUACUCCAGAUUUGUCUAGACAUGAUUGUGUUAAGUGUGUCCAAAACUUAACCUUUAGCAUGUUCCCUAAAUACUUUGUUACGCCUACGUUUAUUGCUGCAGGAGCCAGAGUGAUUGCGCCUAGCUGCAAUCUUCGAUACGAAAUGUACUCUUUUUAUGGUAGUGUAUCUGAUGUAGCUCUACUACCACCACCAGUACCAGCAUCAAACAGAAGUGCUACUCCACAAGUUGAAAUAAACCAGAAGUCUCAUAGAAGUCAUAGCACCAUUGCUAUUGUCAUCCCGAUUAUCGGAUCACUAGUACUCAUAAUAAGCAUAGCUUCAAUCUGCAUCUUAUUAAGGAGGAAGAAACAUAAAAAGUCUGCAACAAACCUAAACAAAGAAGAAACUGAAAAUUUCAACUCCUUACAAUAUAGUUUUGAUGCUAUCAAGGUUGCAACAAACGAUUUUUCCAAUGACAAUUAUCUUGGAGAAGGUGCAUUUGGCGCUGUAUAUAAGGGUAAGCUACGUGACGAGCAAGAAAUAGCGGUGAAGAGACUGGAAAGGAAUUCAGUUCAUGGUGAUGUACAGUUCAAAAAUGAAAUUUUAAUAUUAACCAAGCUUCAACACAGGAAUCUGGUAAGACUUCUAGGAUUCUGCUUUGAAAAAGAAGAAAUGUUGCUGAUUUAUGAGUUUGUGAUCAACAAAAGCCUAGACAGCUUCUUAUUUGAUCCUAUACAAAGUUCAUCUAUGCCAUGGGAAACACGUUACAGAGUCAUUAAUGGCAUUGCUAGAGGACUUCUUUACCUUCAUGAGGAUUCUAGACUGCGGAUUGUACAUCGUGACCUCAAAGCUGGUAAUGUUCUGCUAGACACAGAUUUUAAUCCAAAGAUUGCAGAUUUUGGCAUGGCAAAGCUGUUUAACAUUGACCAGACUCAAGCAGUGGCAAGCAGAAUGGUUGGAACCUUUGGGUACAUGGCACCCGAAUAUGUUCUCCAUGGUCAUGUGUCAAGAAAAUCUGAUGUUUUUAGCUUUGGCAUACUUAUCCUAGAGAUUGUAAGCGGUCAAAGGAUUAGCUCUUUUAAGAUAAUUGGAGAAAAGCCCGAAAACUUGCUUACUUUUGCAUGGAAUAAGUGGCUAGAAGGCAAGGCUUGGAAUAUUGUUGAUCCUACAUUACCUUCUGCAUUUAGCACAGAGAUAUUGAGAUGCAUACACAUUGGUUUGCUGUGUGUCCAGCACAACAUGGCAGACAGACCUACAAUGUCUUCGGUUGAACUGAUGCUAAGUAGCUCUUCUCUCUCUCUCCAAGUACCUUCACAACCAGCAUUUUUCACACGAAGCCAUACACCAUCAAAUGCGACAUCUCAAGGGAAUACCUCAAAUCAAUCUAGUAGUAGAUAGCCGGCAUAUUAGUUAUUAGGUUACUAUGACACAAGUCUA